CGUCAAACAAAAGAUGUAUGUUCAUUUAAUUUAUAGAUGGAUAUACCUAUGGAAGAGUUUUCUAAAACGUUACUUUCUCUUUGAGAUUUGUAUUAACAGAAUUCCCAAAGUCCCAAAAUAGCUGUAAAACCGUAAAUUUGCGCAAUAUCCUGAAUGCUCUUUACCCAUAACGCACCGCGAUCAAUCUAGGAAAAAUGGCGUCGAGGGCACCAGUAGCGACAGGCAGGCUCCUGCUUGGUGUCCGUAAAUGGUAUUAUAACAUGUGUGGCUUCAACAAAAUUGGUUUAAUGCGUGAUGACACAAUCGUUGAGGAUUCAGAUGUGAAAGAGGCCCUGAGGAGGCUUCCAGAGGCCCAGUACAAUGACAGGAUGUUCAGGAUCAAGAGAGCCUUGGAUCUCUCCAUGAAGCAGCAGGUCCUCCCUAAAGACCAGUGGACAAAAUAUGAAGAGGAUAACCGAUACCUGGCACCCUAUCUGGAGGAGGUGAUCCGUGAGAAGCAAGAAAGGGAGGAGUGGAUGAAGAGAUAGAUGGUUUCCAUCUAAAGUGGUUAAUCUUCGUCUUCAGUCGGUGCAUGAUUGUCCCAUGGUGUAAUAUUUAAAAUGAGAUCUUACCUAUAUAAAUCUGCUCAUUAAAAAAAUUGUACAUUUUGAAAG
This is a messenger RNA of Etheostoma cragini (Arkansas darter), 653 nucleotides long. It is a transcript of the gene uqcrb, whose product is annotated as cytochrome b-c1 complex subunit 7. The coding region runs from base 195 to 527 and encodes 110 amino acids. The record is from RefSeq and is a predicted model, not a curated record. The transcript is spliced from 4 exons. Gene Ontology annotation, biological process: mitochondrial electron transport, ubiquinol to cytochrome c. Lineage: Eukaryota; Metazoa; Chordata; Actinopteri; Perciformes; Percidae.